GAAUAGAAUAGGGAGUGGUGCACCUGCGUUUGUAUUAAGCUCACGUGAUUCACCAGGAAUUUGCUUGACAUUUUCUUCUCGCGGCUGAAAACACAAGGAGACCAUUACAAUGUCUGCACCUCCAAAUCCCGGUUUGGCCUUCUCAGUUCCCAAGAUAUCUUUGCCUACAGGAUUUGACGUUUUGAGAACGUACUCAGGAGCGUUCGUCUGCUUGGAGAUACUUUUUGGCGGUCUAGUAUGGAUUUUGGUAGCUGCUUCAAAUGUCCCAGUACCCCUCCUGCAGGGUUGGGUGAUGUUUGUAUCAGUUACCAUGUUUAUCUUUUCAACAGUGUACCUAGUUUUUUUUCUAUGCGGCUUUGCCAAUAGAAUAAACACGGAUUGGAAUUUCUUGGACUUUACUUACCAUUUUAUUGCCUUACUGUUCUACUUUGGAGCCUCCCUACUUGAAGCUGCAACAACAGCCGCGGCUGGUGUUUUAGUACCAGGGAUCUCCAACUCCACCUCCAGCUCCAGCUCCACCUUCACCAGUGGAGCAUGUACUCUAGUGCUGCCAGAAGGGAAUGUUGUCACCUUCUUAGAUUAUCGUCAGUAUAGCAUAAACGUUGCAGCUAGUAUAUUGUCAUUUACGGUGACAGCAUGUUAUGCCUGCAGUAUGUUGCUGGGAUUCAGAAGAUGGAGAGGGUAGUACUGCAUGACUCUUGCUGCACAUAUUCUAUACAAAACCAGUAUAGCUGGGAAACUAUGCAAUGAACAAAGCAUCUGGAUACAGAGUAUUGAACUCUUUUUUUUCUUCUUUCCUUUUUUUACCGUUCAAAGCCUAUCCGUGUCAUCUUACAUAUUUAACAGGAAUAACCAGGAACAAGACAGCUUACUCAAAAUAAUGUACCGUAAAAAUCGUUUUAUAGGUCGCACUGGCGUAAAAGUCACUCCCCCAUUUUGAAGACUUCAUUAUAGGGAAAACUUUUUUGUGUUUAAAAUACUUUUUUUACAGUUUAUUUUUUCCUACAUGCUCACGACAAAUAAAGAAAGAUACACAGGUUUAGUUUCGAAAUAAUUCUUGUUUGCAACAAUUUAUACCAUUAAUAAUUUAACAGUGUUAUUUUUCGUUUUUAGUUAAACUGCUGGAAAGUAUUAUUUUUCAAAAUUCAAAAAGUAAUAAUUAACAGAGCGUAAAAUCAAGUUAUACAUCACACAUCACAUCUGUAUUAACCCUUUGAGUAGUACAAACGUACCGGUACAUUCACUGCUCUCUGGUCCCCAGGGAGUACGAACGUACUGCUACGUUCUGCAACUUUAAACUUGAAUUACUGAGCCUACAAAUCCCCUGAUCACAUAAUAUUGUAACACUAGGUUUCUGUAACACCUUUUAUUGGUCUCUUGCACCCUCUGCCAGAUAUUGACGGAAUUUCAUAUAAAUAUCCCAGUCACAAAAAUGUUAACUGUUUGUAAACCGGCGAAAAUCGCUCAGUGAGAAAGAAGUAUUAGUAAUAAUACUGAAUUCAGAUUCCAAUUUAAAUUCAAAUACGUACAAUUCUUCCACUGAAUCGGAUGUCAGCGAGUGUGUCAGUGAAGACAUAAGCAAAGAAUAUUUAUCAUCAACAUCAAGUGACAGCAAAGAGGCGGCACCAAGCUCUAUGCGUUGUUCCAUGCUUCAGGAGUAUCAUAUGCUGAAGCAUUAGACACUCUCACUCCCUCCGCCCCCACAACCUGUUUACCCAGAUAUGAUUUAUUCAUGUCUCUCUGUCUCGCCCUUUUUUUUGUUAAGUGUUGUGGUUGUUCCACCCCGUUGUUUAUUGUUUAUUGCCUACAUGUUAUUUUUUAGUCAAAACCUUUCCCUAUGACUAAAUAAAAAAUAUGUAUUUAUUUACGGUAAAAAUUAUUUGUCUGUAUUUUGUAUUUGUCUGUAUUUCGUCAGUGUUCAUUACAUACAUACAAACAUAUAGCUUUCAGCUUGUUUGUACGCUGUACUCGUAAUAAUCAAGCGCAGAAAAAAAAAAAAACUCACUCCCAUAGGACCAGCAGUGCAUUUUAGAAUUCACUACUCAAAGGGUUAAACUACCGGUAUUUUAUUUUAGCUUGUCAAGUACCCAAACAAGUUCAAGAACAUAUCUUCUUUGCUUUACUGAAUAUUUCUUUCCAAAACCAUACUUAUAUUUCCCGCUGCAUUGGCUUUUACAAAUUUGUUGUAUUAAUUCAAAUUUAAAAGAAAAGUAUUAAAUAGUGCUGCUUCAUCAAUUAAAAAGAAAAAUAAAUAAAUAAACUAAACAGUGCUCCAUCUAAUAACCAGCAAAAAAACAUCUUAGUGUUGCAUACGGUGCAGUACAAUUGCAUUCAAUUUCCAGCUGUACAAAUACAUUUGUUUUCUUAAUCAGAACCAUAACCAUACACAUGCUUUACAAGUGUACCACUGUGUUGCACUGACAUGUAGAACAAGUUACAGUAUGUAUUAAAGUCAUUCAAAGUACUACAUUCAAACAAAAUGUUUUCUACAUCGGGUCAUAAACACUUUCCUCUAUCAGCUCGUUUUUCUUUCGCCAUUUUAAGUUGGUCUUUGUUUCGUCUCCAGUCACAUACUGUUUUUUCAGCAUUGUGAUUAACAUGUAUUUCAGCAAAUUCAACAACACGCAAUUUCAAACCUGUUGAGUAGCAUUUUCUUUUUUUUCUUAUUUUCCUACUUUAUCCGGUCUCAAAGUCACCUGUAGCAUUGCAGUUACAACUAAGGGAAGACUUGAAAAGUUUACUACUCAGCUUUCUAACCAAUAGCCGUUUGGUACGGAUCCCAGGGGCGGGUUCAGUUUGAAAGUUGACAAAUCAAUGGCUCGGGAGGGUGGGAAUAAGGAAAUUCAUACAGACUGACAGCUAUUGUGUUAUUUCUUAGCAGAUGCCUUUAUCCCGGACGACUUACAAUUGUUACAAGAUAUCACAUUAUUUUUUACAUACAAUUACAUUAUUUUUUUACACAUUAUUUUUACAUACAAUUACCCAUUUAUACAGUUGGGUUUUUACUGGAGCAAUCUAGGUAAAGUACCUUGCUCAAGGAUGUUUUCGAGAGGAGGUCAGUCAAGAGUCUGAAAGCUUGCGUUUAACAUUUUGUGUUUCUGCCUAGCAACAUGACCUGAAUGCUGUAGAUUCUGAACAAAUAAAUUGGGUUGUUGACAGUUAAGUUUGUGUGAGCCAUAACCGUGGCUGUAGUAAUCCCAUUGUGGCACUGGUACAGUAGUUUAAUAUUAGACACACCGGCGCAUACAUCGUACCAGUGUAUUAGUCGCCCCCCCCCCCCCCCCUUUUAAGGGCCCCGCAAAAAUGCCUAGAAAAUCGACUUAUUCAACGUUUUUUACGGUAACUACUGUUCCUGUUUUGUGUGUUACAUUUUUUUUUUUUUUUUUUUUUUUUAGAGUAUCUGCUUGUUUUUCAAUUGUGUAAAUAAUGAAAAAAACUGUCUAAAAUGAACAAUCUUUUCUUCAUAAUCUUUUUGGAAGUCAUUUUGACACAAUACAUACUUUAUUAUUUAAAGGUAUUGGUGUCUUAAAAUAAUUUAAAAAAUCUUUAAAUUGUAUUAAGUUUAACUUUCAGAUAUGUUGAAAUAAUGAUGUGCAUUCUAAAAUAAACCUUUAAGAACAAUCUAGCGAUCACUAAACUAAAGAUGUGUGACUGAUUAGGCAAAAUUUCUACCUUCCCUAGCUUCUCUUCGACAUUAAAACCUAUUGAUAACUUAAACCACUGUACACAUACAGCUAUGGCCAAAAAGUUUUGCAUCACCCUAUAGAAUUAACUAAUUUUGCUUCAUAAAUUGGAAUGAAAUCUGCUGAAUAAUGUUAUGUUAACAUAUGGAAUUACAUACAUAUUUGUAGUUUUUCCAUAUACUUAAUGAAAAACUGACAAAUUAAGAAAUUUGACAUUUUGAAAUCUAAGUGAAAUAAUACUAUGAAGGCUUCCGGUAGACUUUUGUGAUAUCAUUUUGUAGUUUCUUUGAUUACAUGAUGUUAAAUAAAAGAUCAAACGUAUGUUAUGGCCAUAGCUGUAUGUAAGAAUUCAUCAUCCACAAACACUCAAACAAUCUGAGGUAAAACUUAAAGAAGGCAUUGGACAAACUAGUGCUGUAGAAGCUUCUGGCACUGCAUUGUGAUUAUGGUGCAGGACCAUAAUGGGUGUCCAAGGCAGCACUGAUUUGAUGUUACAAGCUAAUCUACAAGGUAUUUUAAAUGUUCCAGAACAAUACAUAACUAUUACUCAGUGGUUACUGCUUUUAAUUCUCAAGAUUAUUAAAUGCAAACAAACAUUCUUAUACUAUUGCAUUCCGGAUGAUUUUGAAUUGUAAAGUUUCUUUCAAUUACUUGUCCGUUCAGCAGAGCUCUUGAAAGCAAGAUCAGAGUAUUCCAGAUCACAAGUAAAUCCAAACACAUGCUAUUGUCUGUAGAACAGUAAUUGACUUUAUAUAACCAGUAGAUGGCAACCAUGUCUUAAAAUAGCAAGUUUUUAGGUAAAGGUAUGAAAACCUUAAAAAAUGUAUAUACAGCUAGCACAUCAAUGUCAAUAUUAAAUGUACAGUAGUUAUCUGAUAUUUAAAGCAUAAUGCAGGUUUUCUAAUGGGUCACAAAUGCUAUUUUUUUCUGAUUAUGAUUAAUAUAAAAAUGAAGGCUUCUCUAUUUCUUGUAAAACACAUGAGACUGAUCCCUCUAUUGCUUGUAAUACACUAUGAGAAUGAUCCAUCUCUAUUGCUUGUUAAAUACUUGGUUCUGUUUUGAGCUCUAUGUGCUCACCAACCUGCCCUGUGAAUGACAUUUACUUGCCAUUCUUUCUGCAGACCUGAUUGAACCCGCUUGUAGAGGGAGCAGGCGGCAGUCAUUGCUACAGGGUGCUUAUUGCAAAUGGUGUACACUAUGGGGUUUGUGGCAGUGAAAGCAAAUCUGUAAUGUUUGACCGUUGGUUCUACAGAAUGAAAUACACCUCUAAUAUAUAGAAACCAGAGGUGGAGGACUCGUGAGUCCGACUCGAGUCACAUUUAUUUUUGACUCGGACUCCAGACUCAGAAGGGGGGGACUCGGACUCGACUUAACUCUUUGACCUUGUGACUCGACUUGAGCAUCAAGUGCCCCAGAACGAGUAUUUAGUCAUGGAGGAAUAUACAUGCGACCACAUCGAGCAUGUUUAAGUGACAGCAUUCUCAGUGCACUUGUCUUUUUAAAGUGCAAUAAGCAUAAACCUUCACUUAAGUAAUUUCAGCAUAAACCUGACUUAAGUAAUUAGACAGUCAGCACAGAAUCUGUAUUAAGGAAAAAUGAGUUUACUCAGUGAUGAGUAUAGUAUGUUCUUUGAUGUAUUGGGUAAUUCCUUUGUUUAUAUAUGCCAUGGCUGAAUAAAACUAUGUUUAAAA
Acipenser ruthenus (sterlet) is the source of this 5374-nucleotide messenger RNA. RefSeq names its product protein MAL2-like. Gene Ontology annotation, molecular function: structural constituent of myelin sheath. Gene Ontology annotation, biological process: myelination. Lineage: Eukaryota; Metazoa; Chordata; Actinopteri; Acipenseriformes; Acipenseridae. The record is from RefSeq and is a predicted model, not a curated record. Gene Ontology annotation, cellular component: membrane. The coding region runs from base 110 to 685 and encodes 191 amino acids. The transcript is spliced from 4 exons.